UUGUAAACAAACAUACUACUUGGCGUUUGUUGAGUUUGUAGUUGCGUGUUUUCUUCUCGUUUUCUGUCAGUUUAUCGUAAACUGCAGAAAUGAAUAGUGAAAAGGAGAAGAGGAAAUUUUAUUACUGUGCGUGCUUUACCACUGACAAUAUUUUUCUGGACGAGUACAAGGUCCAUGUUCGUUUUGUGUCGGAGCAGCAGUUCAGACUGGACUACGGUCCUGUGCUCCAGAGCUUGGGGUGUGUGACAGAGAAACAGUUUGAAGAUGUCCUGGUUAAGAUCUCUAAAGAAGUGGACAGACGAAAGAGUUUAGGAGUAACUUCUGCUGAACGAGCUGCUGCUAUAAAAGACAUUUACCAACCUCUGCACCCUCAUGUUUAUUACCUCCAGGAGUCUUUCCUUGCACAAAAAUUCAAGCACAUAGUGGAGUACUGCCGAGGCACCAAUGCAAGCCAAGAGGGCUUAUUGGAACUUUUAGAUGAAGUGCCAGGUCAAAGGAUUUAUCGUUUCCCUGUAUUUGAGAAACAUUUUUGUGAAGAGCUGCUUGAGGAGCUGGAGCACUUUGAGCAGUCUGCAGCACCCAAAGGAAGACCCAACACUAUGAACCACUAUGGGAUCCUCCUGAAUGAACUCGGUUUUGACCUGGGUUUCAUCACUCCUCUUCGUGAGCAAUACCUGCAUCCAAUCACCUCCCUCCUGUACCCAGACUGGGGAGGACACUGUCUGAACAGCCAAAAGGCCUUUGUGGUUAAAUAUGACAUGCAUGAGGAUCUUGAAUUGAGUUAUCAUUAUGAUAAUGCUGAAAUCACUCUCAAUGUUUCUUUGGGUAAAGCCUUUACAGAAGGCAACCUUUAUUUUGGCAAUAUGAGGCAGGUUCCUCUCAGUGAAUCCGAAUGUGUAGAGGUUGAACACAGAGUGGCUGAGGGCCUCCUGCACAGGGGCCAGCACAUGCACGGGGCCCUGCCCAUUUCCUCCGGACAACGCUGGAACCUCAUAAUUUGGAUGAGAGCUUCUCAAGUGCGCAAUAAACUGUGUCCAAUGUGCCAAAGGAGGCCCUCUUUGAUUGAAGGAGUGGAGUAUGCUGAUGGCUUCACCCAUCAGAAUGAUUCUCUGCUCAGUGCUUGUUGGUUGGCAUGAUUUACAGAAAAAAAGUAAACUAAAUGGCCUUUUUAUACAUG
Periophthalmus magnuspinnatus is the source of this 1177-nucleotide messenger RNA. RefSeq names its product 2-oxoglutarate and iron-dependent oxygenase domain containing 2 (gene ogfod2). The record is from RefSeq and is a predicted model, not a curated record. Lineage: Eukaryota; Metazoa; Chordata; Actinopteri; Gobiiformes; Gobiidae. The transcript has 7 exons. Bases 90 to 1136 code for a protein of 348 amino acids. Gene Ontology annotation, molecular function: L-ascorbic acid binding; oxidoreductase activity, acting on paired donors, with incorporation or reduction of molecular oxygen; iron ion binding.